UCAACUUUGUUGCUGUGAAAUAGCUUUAAUUUAUCGUGCGUUGGCGAAUUACUGUGGUUUUAUUUAACCUGACAUGUAUUAGUGUUAACACUUGGAACUAGUUUAUGAAACAUCAGCUUCUCAAUAUAUGAAUCGCUGACGAGAUGGAAAAAUAAGAACUUAACAUGAAAAGUAACACGGGUUUGAAUGAGGCGUUCUAUCGCCAAAAGCUAGAGCAGAAGCUGAUGGUGGCCAAGAUGGAGGCAGUGUGUAGCGUCGCCAUCAACUCAUCCACCAUACCAGUGGAGCACUGCCCCAUGGCCUGGGACGGGAUCAUGUGUUGGCCCACCACGCUGCCUGGAGUGCUCAGGUCAUUGCCAUGUCCUGGCUAUAUCGUCGGCUUCAACCCCACUAUGAUGGCGUUCAAGCAGUGUACCGCUGAAGGAGAGUGGUUCGUGAGGUCCACAACCAAUAAAACCUGGACCAACUACUCACAAUGCUACAGCAGUAGUACAACAAACAUAGUGGUACAAUACCCGGAGAUAGAAAACUCUUCUUUAAUAGCUCAAUAUGUUCCUAUAGUGAAGGCGGUGUCACAUGUUGGCUAUGGCGUGUCGCUGGCCACAUUGAUGGUAGCGUUCUGUAUAUUUGCAACUCUGAGGCGUUUAAGAUGUCCACGCAACAAGCUACACAUGCAUCUGUUCGUAUCGUUCAUGUUGAGAGCGUUCACUACACUCCUCAAAGACUCGCUGUUUGUCAAAGGGAUCGGGCUCCCAUCGGACUUCACUGUCAAAGACGGAGAAAGCUACUUAUUACAUAGCAACCAGUUUAGUUGGCAGUGCAAGAUGCUGGUUUGUCUCUGGCAAUACUUCAUCAUGGUCAACUACUCGUGGAUCCUAAUGGAAGGACUGUAUCUACACAACCUCAUAUUCGUCUCCGUGUUUUCCGACACAUCGUCCAUAGCUCUCUACGUCGCCUUGGGCUGGGGUCUACCGGUGUUAUUCGUGGGGCCCUGGGUGAUAGUAAGGGCUCUACUAGAGGACACGCUAUGUUGGACAACCAACGACAAUCCUUACUACUUCCAGCUGAUCAAAGGGCCCACCACAGCCUCUGUCUUGAUCAACUUCAUCCUGUUCCUCAACAUAGUACGAGUGUUGCUGUCCAAGCUACAGGCGUCUAUAUGUGAGGAGACGCGCAGAUACAGGUACAGACGGUGGGCCAAGUCCACCCUGGUGCUGGUGCCGUUGUUCGGAGUCCACUACGCCGUGUAUCUCACCACCUCCUACAUAGGGGUGGAGGGGAAGGUUGAGCUGGUGUGGCUCUUCAUAGACCAGGUCUUCGCCUCCUUCCAGGGGUUUUUCGUAGCGAUUCUCUACUGCCUCCUGAAUGGCGAGGUAAGGACAGAGCUGGCCAAGAAGUGGCGUAGAUUGCCGUCUUGGAGGUCUAGGACGGACCACCGCGCGUCGCUACCCCUCAACUCUCUGUCGCAACACGCGGUCAAACGUACUUGCCUGGGCAGUGUGUUCAGCCGCCGUCCACGCCGCUACAGGCCGCACGAGAAUGGCAACAAGCGCGGCAGUUCGGCAGACACGUGUAUGAGUACGUUGGUCUCAAGCGUCACAACGGACGUAAACACUACGACGUCGCUGGUGUCUCAACACAAGAAAUCAAUGGUCCCAGAUAGUGCAGAUUCCGGCUACAUGGAGAGCCAGCUGACGUAAAACGAAUAUUCAACAUUCGUAGAAAUAAUUAAACACUAAAAUAUUUACUGAAAAGAUGGUGUUUUGAAGAUCAAUUUGUGGAAAGAGUUCAAAGUACUUAGUUCGUAAACACUUAAGUACCCAAUUAAUUCGACCGAAAUGUUACCAAAAGAAAGAUGAAUGCUAAGGAAUGUGAGUCUCGUUGCAAGGAAGAAAAUACAUGUUUUGAGAUCUCAUGGUUCUUUACUAACAGUGUUUUAAUGUGAAGUGGUUUUGUACAAUAGACAUUAAUCUAUUUGGUUAGUUAUAAUUCAGUAUUUGCAUGCCAAAUGUCUAAGACAAAAUGCACUGCUUGUGAUGUUUUAGCACCUUGACUAUUAUAUAGUUUUUGUUUAAAUAACGUGAUAUAACGCUUAAGAAAGUUCUUUACAGUCAAUACACGUAUUGCUAAGAAAUUGUAUCUUAAUUUCUUAAACUGUAUUAUUCAAACCGUGCCCUAACCAUUUGGCUUGAAAUGAUCACCUAAUACAUUGGAAUAGUUAAUAAUAAUAGCAUAAUUGCCCAAAAGCUAUAAAAUAAUUACGAAAUAUUAUAUUACGUUACUAGUCCGGAAAAUAUGUGUUUACUGGACGAGUAUGAUCCGACACUUUACGAGGUGUUUACUGGACGAGACGACAUUUUGGACGAGUGGCGUACGGUAUUUUCGCCAUAGUCUAAACCAACCUAACAGUAAAAUAAAAUUGUACAAAUCAGUUAUAUUUUCCCACCGACAAAAGGACUUUGUGAGAGGUUAUUCGUUGACUUAUUGCCGAUAAUUAUAAUCAGCUGGUGUCUAGUAAAAAUGCAAUACAAUAUAGUAACGUAUUGAUACUUCAUUUGAUUAUUGGUCGGCCGCUUAGAAAAAGACCUGCGCGCUAAUGUUAAUUCUAACGCUAGAUCUUUUUCUUAGCGACCGACCUAUAAGCAGGCGGCAAACACCUGUUUUCCGGACUAAUUUCAUGAGGGAAAAAUUUGUUAAAACAGCAACUAAAGCCAACAUGAUUGUUGUUCUUACUUAUUUCCAUCAGGUCGUUGUUAAAAGAUUAUUUUAGUUUACUUAUUAAAUUGUGUACUAUUUGAGAGAGUUAAAGUAAUUUAUUUUUAUACUCAAAGCUUCACGGAGUACCUGCAGUUGUAUUAGACUAUGAAUAAUUGUUAAGUAAACCUUGAUGUGUAUAUAUUUUGUAUUUUAUAAAAUAAAUUAUGGUUGGAAAUAUAAAUGCUAUGUUUUUCGUUGUGAAUAAAAAUAUUCGUUUUUUUAAA
Macrosteles quadrilineatus (aster leafhopper) is the source of this 2981-nucleotide messenger RNA. RefSeq names its product parathyroid hormone/parathyroid hormone-related peptide receptor-like. Gene Ontology annotation, biological process: cell surface receptor signaling pathway; adenylate cyclase-modulating G protein-coupled receptor signaling pathway. Gene Ontology annotation, cellular component: plasma membrane. The record is from RefSeq and is a predicted model, not a curated record. Gene Ontology annotation, molecular function: G protein-coupled peptide receptor activity; peptide hormone binding. NCBI's taxonomy places the organism in Eukaryota, Metazoa, Arthropoda, Insecta, Hemiptera, Cicadellidae. Bases 165 to 1700 code for a protein of 511 amino acids. The transcript is spliced from 14 exons.